This is a messenger RNA of Hippoglossus stenolepis (Pacific halibut), 1837 nucleotides long. RefSeq lists its product as uncharacterized. The record is from RefSeq and is a predicted model, not a curated record. The transcript has 4 exons. NCBI's taxonomy places the organism in Eukaryota, Metazoa, Chordata, Actinopteri, Pleuronectiformes, Pleuronectidae. Bases 278 to 1195 code for a protein of 305 amino acids.
AUUAGAGAUAAUGAAAUUACAGUAGAAUAAACGAAAUGUUGUAAUUACUGAUUCAACAGGUGGGAGUUGGGCAAGGAGCAUGAUCCUGGAGUGUGUUUACAGAGGGUGUGUGUGUGUUUUAAUGAUAACUCCCAGUGUUAUAAAGGAGACACACUCAUGACUCUUGAUUUUCCAGAACAGAAGCCGGUUCCUGAAGCAGCUGUUGAAAUAAACCCAGUUUCCUGGAGCUGAAGAUGAGAACGUGAAAGAACAAGUAUAGCAGCGAUGUGAGGAAAGAAUGAGUGAAGCAAUCAGAGGUGGAGAGAAAACUACAGGACUCAUGUCGGAGUCCAGAGACUCGACUGACGAUCAGUCUGCAGACACAACCACACAACUGAAGACCAGAUCCAGCCCUGAACCCCUCAGCCUGGUUCGCUGUGCCGCCUGCUACAACCACAAGUCCAGCACCGUGUCAUGGCGCGGGGACGCCGGCGAGUCCAGCUCCUCGGCCGAAGACUCCGGUCCAGAGGUCGAGGACGAAGAGUCAGAGGCAGAGUCCAGCUCCUCCAGCUCCAGCAGCAGCAGCAGCUCCGCCAACGGGGGGCCUGAACCCGAGAGGAGUGGAGAUGCUGCUGAGGAUGAAUCCAGAGGAGAGGGAGGAGGAGGAGGAGGAGGAGGAGAGGACGGUGAUGAGACGGGAGAGACGUCAAACAGGCGGGAGGAUAAGAACGAGCCUCCCUCCCUGACUCCUCACCUCAUCCCUCUCUCCUUCCUGCCUCGCCCCCCCCAGGUCGUCUCCACCCUCCACCUGCAGGUGCUCCCUCAGAACUGUGGUGAUGAUGCAACGCUCUUCAACAUCCGAGAACGCAGGCCUGAGAGAGAGGACGAGGACACACAGGAGAGUUACGGAGGAGGAGGAGGAAGCAUCUACAAGCUUCUGCCUCCACAGCCGCAUCAAUACCAGCAGAUGAUGUUACCAUGGCAACAGAUGUCACAACCAACAAUACAGCAACAUCAUCAUCAUCAACAACAACUUCAAAGACCUGGACACCGCUCAGCUCAGGGUCAAAGGUUACCACCUCCCUCAUGCACACGCCCCCCGACACCGUGCACGCCCCUGUGGGCACCAAACCCACCAUACACACACGCACUCAGUCUGCAGCCAUGUUGGCACUGUCGCCGCAUGCACCCCCCAAACACACACUGCAGCUAUUAACCAGGUGAGUCCGACUGUGCAGCAGUGGACCGUGAUCAUGAUGUGUGUGUGUGUGUGAUCUGUGAUCUGUGUGUGUGUGUGUGUGUGAUCUGUGAUCUGUGAUCUGUGUGUGUGUGUGUGUGUGAUCUGUGUUGACGUGGUGGACAUAUUCUGAUGUGUUAUUGUGUGUCUCUAAUUAAAAGUGUAAACAAAUUUACUCAACGAGGAAUUUGUUCCUAUUUAAUCUUGUAUAUAAAGAAACUUCUGGAUUAAACUGUGUAAAGAGUUUGAAGCUCUUGACUUUGGAUUCGUAUCCGUCACACGGUUCCAUCAGGAGGCGUCUGACUCAUCCUGCAGCAUCGAACAACGAGUCCACACACUGAGUCAGAGUCCUAACAUCUGUCUCCAGAGAACCAGGAGUCCUGCAGCAGAGGGUUUGGCCCCUGAAGGUCCCUGGAGUGAGGAAUCACAGGAAGAGACAGAAUAAAGUUCAUGAAACAUCUUAUCUGCCGAGAUCACAGAGCAGCGACACACACGACACACAGACCAGUGGGAAACUUUCCUGUGUCGUCAAUUUAAUUUCUAUGUUGUAUUUUUUUGUCCUUUCAUUACUGCUCGUCCGCUGCUGUGUGGUUAAAGUAAAUACUCUGUAUAUAUAGAAUA